Coregonus sp. 'balchen' is the source of this 28642-nucleotide messenger RNA. The record is from the annotation of a GenBank genome assembly. NCBI's taxonomy places the organism in Eukaryota, Metazoa, Chordata, Actinopteri, Salmoniformes, Salmonidae.
AUGUCGUGUGACCUCAUCGGCCUCCUCAUCAAAGAGCUAAAGGUCGGAAAGGAGGCUUCAUCAGGAACAUGUGUCAGGAAUAUUUUGACAGCAGGCGGAGGAUUUUUGUGUCACGCAGAGAGUAAAACCAUCCACACUUAAUGAGAUAGAGGGAACACAAACUGUUAGUGCCCUUAAUGCGCCAGUACUGUAAAUUAAUUGACAUGCUAAGCCAUUAAUACAGCCAUGGUGGCUAUUACUGGCUAAUGUUGGAACCUCUAAGAAUUGAGUGACUACCUGGCUUAUACGUUCAAAGGUGGGGUCUUUUUGUUCUCUAAGCUUUGAUCUGAGGUAAGAUGAUGACGAAGAAACUGAAGUAAGAGGUAAUGGUGUUCUUGGAAUGUGGCACUGGUGGGUACUGGCUGGGUAAGCAGACAUAGCUCUCUUCCUCCUCUCCUCCUGUUUUUCUCUCUGCUGCCCCACACAAAGCUGAGGGCCUGUGAGUCACUUCCAUGCACCGUGUAAGGGGAAGGAGAGGGGGAAGGCAAAUUAAACAGGAUUUCUCCCUCUCCCUUUCUCCCUCUCCCUCUCCCUCUCUCAGAGUUUAGGUUAUCAAAGGGAACCAGAUGAGGGGUGCUUCUCUCUUUUCACCCCGCUGCGACUGAAAAAUGUUACCUUUACCCGGAGAUAUCUGUGUACACUACUUGCAAAGUCAAAUAAAUAGAUCCAGGGUGCAGGUUUACGUGUGUGUCUGUGUGACUGCCCGUAAAGCAUCAGCGCCUGUCAUCUUCAAUCACUGUUCUCUGUCCCUGAUCAGGCCUCCCUCUCUCUCUUCUGUGUGUGUGUGUGUGUGUGUGUGUGUGUGUGUGUGUGUGUGUGUGUGUGUGUGUGUGUGUGUGUGUGUGUGUGUGUGUGUGUGUGUGUGUGUGUGUGUGUGUGUGUGUGUGUGUGUGUGUGUGUGUGUAGGGCUGGAUCCUGAGAAACACUUGGGGAAACCUCUGGCUGACAUGGAGCCCUAUCUAACUCAGGUCAGAGCAUUACCUCACCAGGCUGGAUCUGGCUUUGUUAUAUAAUUAUGUCACCCUGAAUGAACUCACUAAAGAGUGGCCUGCUUUCAAACUGUUACUGCUUUCUUAGCAUCAUUGAGUUUAAUCUGAAGACUCGAUAUAUGACCAACAGUAAUGUUUUGGCUAGUGUUUCAAACAUAUAGAUUUAGAGUAAAGUGAUUGCUUUUAGGCUGGAUCUUAAAAUGAAAUGAUUAUGAACAUAUUGUUUUUGUUGGACAGCUUUCUGAGAAGUAUGGAGUCCAUGUCUGUGGAGAAGGGGGCGAAUACGAGACAUUUACUCUCGAUUGUCCUCUGUUCAAGAAGAGACUUGUUAUGUAAGUCCAGCAUUGAAAGUUGUAUCUUUCUUGAAAUGAAUGUACAGACAAGAAAGUAUAUACUUAUAAAAGUGUUUUCAUUUUUCUGCAGUGAUACUAUGGAGACAGUGAUCCACUCUGCAGAUGCCUUUGCUCCGGUUGGCUACCUGCACUUCAGCAAGAUGCACACAGAGGACAAAGAGAAUGUAAGUCUUACUUUUUGCAGAGUUAGGCUAUUUUUGUGUCAGCGUUUAGUGGUUUCAGUUCAAGUUGUAAAUGCAAUUCAGGAUGUUAACUAAAUAAAUUAGUCUUGCACACCAUUGAUACAGAAGUCACUCAGUACACAGAAUAAACAGAAUUGAACAGUCUCUAAUAGUUGCUUUUUUGAUGCGUGAUAAGUUUGCCUCCAGAGGGUCUCCCUCCCAUCUCUCCAUCCCUCGCUCCUCUAGUCCCACAUGGCCUACUUUGACGUCUGCAAUAUUCACUCCUGCCUGAAACUAGGCCUGGCUUAAUAAACAUGUCUGCUUAAAUUAUGGCUUUUAAGAUUCAGGUAGCUGGCUAAGCGGACACAGUGGGGGGAUGGGGAGGAGUAAAGAGGGGUGGAGGUGAGUAAAGGGAAGGGGUGGGGGGUUCUGGAGACAUAGGGAUGAUGCCCUGGCUCCUAGUGUGAGAGAGAUUAUCUGGAUCCCACAGUUGACUGUAUGUACCCAAGCAACACAUUGGAUUGACUCAUGUCACUUUUCCCAUUGCAACAUGUUCUCGUUGGUUUCCUCCUGGCUGCCUCUGGUCUGGUAGGGUAGAUGAGAACUAAGACGUCUAUGUAUCUGUAGAUUUGGCCAACUUAAGUCUACACAGUUAACUAUGAGGUCAGGGGUCAGGUCAGACAAGGUUGUGUGUAACACAACAGCUCCUCCCUUUAACAGUAUUACAGUGGUCUGGUCUGGUUGCGACUAAUUAGCUUAGCGGACUGGAGGCUACAACCAGUGAGUAAGAGAGAGACGGGAAACGAAAUAAAAGCAACAAGCUUAGUAAACAACAGCAUCUGGGUCAGUUACUCUGUGCAUUGUAUUUGUAGUAAAGAAACCCAGUAAAGAAUGGUGAGAGAAAGAACGAACUUGGAACAAAGAAGAUGAGAGUUUAUCUAGUAUUGUAUAGAGGAGCUGUGCUAGCUGCAGUAAUGUGUGUGUAUGUUUGUGUGUGAGGGGGUACACAGGGGGUUCACAGGGGUCACACGGGUGGGAGCAGCCCCUAGCAGGCCAGUGCUCUAGGGCAUGGUUUGUGUGUGUGUUUGUGUGUGUUAUUAUGGACAGAAAUCAUACCCUCCAACCCCGGUGACCCUCCAGCUUCCAUCCUCCAUACAUACCUACAGCUAUGUAUUUUCUACCCCCACACACACACACACAUCCCCACAUCCCCCCUGGGUUGCUGGUUGGGGGAAGAGCAGGGAGAUUCCCUGGGCCUGGGAUUCAGGGGAGAGGAUAACCUACCCUCAUGCUGCAGUCCAAAGCUCUUUCCAUCAGGGUGACAGAUCGGCCCUGACACAAGCACUAGAUGACUAGAGGAGACUGCACUAGGGCGGGCGGUGGGCAACACAGGGGGUGGGGACAUCACGGCCCUCCAUCAUUUGCCCCUCAGUUUUUCCCUCCCUGUGUAGGCAGCAAUCGAGAGGGGCUGCAGUAUAAUUAAUUUGAUUAUCAUAUGGCCAAAUGCAGCUGACAGCAGGAGGGGGGGUAGUUGUUAAGAAAAUUUGAAAUGUGUAUUUAAAUGUUUUACGCCCUGGUGGAAUUUGGCAGGUAAUAUGUAUGCCUUUGAGAAUGCUAAUGUUUUUUUUUUUAAGAAGAGGGUAUGGAGGCAAAGUUCUAAAUAAACAAAUGAAUAAAACACCAGUGUGGUGAAAUCCAAAGCAUGUCAAAGCAAAGCUAGGAAUCAAGAAGAGUGAUAGCCGGCAUGAUUGUAUCAGAAAAUACAACCGCCUGCCGCCCCUCCCUGCUUGGUGUAAUUCAUGAAUAUGUUAGCAUGUGUUUCAUAUUCAUUCACCUUGAAGUUAUUUGUGUCUAGGCCCUCAUCAGAAAAAUAGUGACAUACAUUGCCUAGCCUGUGUAGUGGCGGCUUUUUGAAAAACAAAUUGUGCUCUGUUGGUUGUUUUGCAAUGGUUGUGUGUAGUUAUGUGAUUUUGGGGCUGUGUCUGUUUGGCUUGAUGUUUUAUUGCAGGGCGCGGUGGUGAGUGUUUUGCCCCUUGGUAGUUGUCCUUGCCAGAGUGUCAUUGAAAAGAUGACUGAGGAGGCUGAUCAAGCUGAAGACAUCCAGGAAGAAUUUACAUCAAAUGGCGACCUUAGUUGUCAUCGGGGCCGUGGUGAGGCGCGUGUGUGUGUGUGUGUGUAUGUGUGUGUGCCUGUGUGUGCGUGUGCGUGCGUGCACUGUAUCUGUGUCAUGUGGCCAGUGUCAUAAUGCUAGCUCUUUUGAGUGAUCACUUGACAAGAGCUGUCAUUCUAAGAACAUAUUUAUGACUGUUUAGGAAUAAAAAAUGUUGUUACUGUCCAUUUCUGAAUGAAUUACUACUUAGCAGUCGUAUACAUAUGAUUUAGCUGUUACAAAAUACUCUUCAUAUCUUCUAAAACAUUGUGCGUCUAUAUCUUUGAGACAUAGGCCUAGUUUAGUUUAUAGAAAAGCAAUAAUUUCACUUUUCAAGUUGCAGGCCUCUCAAACCUCCGUCUGGUCUGAUAUCUCUCCCUCCAGACCUCCCGUCCUGCUCACCUAGAAGCUCCAGGGGCUACCAGUGGAUCUCAGGUAUCACUGGGCUUCACAGCCCAGACCCAGGGAUCCAGAGUCAGACCACUACAGCAUUCACUCUGCUGCAAGGUACAGUUCAGUACAGCAAAAGAGGGGGGAAGUAUACUGACUGCAAACUAGUUUGUAACUCUGAUGCUGCAAACUAGUGCAUCACAAGUUUAAAAAACAGACUUAUAAAAUGUUCAAUUUCCAAGAAACACAAGGCUACUUGAAAAUUCUUUAGGUUCUCAGAAACUCUAGUGAUAAGUCACAAACUCAAACUAACGCCGUAACCCAAAAUAAUCUAUGUUAGCUUCGAUCAAAUAAAAAUGUAGAACUUUUGAGGGAAGAUAAGGUUCUGGACUGCUUUUACCAGGGGUUAUAUCAGGAAUAUAGAAUAUAAAAAGUGGUUGGUGCUAAGGAGUACUGGAGUGGUUGCCGGCACUCUGUAACCCCUUUGCAAGGUUUAACCCUGAAACCAGCCAAUUGAGAAAACGGAGGUGGAAAACUCCUUUGUUCCCAGGACACCUCUCUUUCUCCUUGUUGUGUUAGGAAAAUGCACUUGAAAGGUGCGGCAGGCUGGGCCCGAGCAAAAACACAGCUCUUUAUUCACAAAUGCUCUUUUUAAGUUUGGGAGGCCCACGUGUAAGCUUCUGUGUCCAUCACAGGGACGGAAUUGCAAGCGCACCACACGAGGACAGACACUUUAAAUUAACCCAGAGCGGAGCGCACCCCGCUCCUCUUCAAACAGACACUCACUCUCACACACUUACACUUACACACAGGCACGCUGUGUGGGUUAGCUCUUUUUCGCCCCGCAUAACUUUUUCUAAAAGUGCACACUUUAAUAGAGCAUCUGAUUUUGGGGGGUGAGGGGGAGAAAAAGGGUAGAAAGAUGAAAAGCAUAUUUAAUCGUGGUAUGCGGCUGAACAGCCUUCACAGAGCAGAGACAAUAUUAAAUGAGUUAAUAUUUAAUGGAGAACCUCUUUGUAUGAGGACGAAGUGUGUGAAGUACUCUGAGAUGCCAGCGUUGGCAAAGGAAAAACAAACUUGAUGCCCUAUCAUAUAAUAAGGAGGAGAAAGACCUUGCUUCAAGCCCCCGGUCUUCUCUUCCCGAUGCUCUUUAAGGGAGCUGAGCUGUGUACAAUGCAUGGGAUGAAAUAAAUCAUGACUCUCAGAACUAUGUCAAGGUAAACAUAGCUCAAUGUGCAUUCAGUAUGGUCUCAAGUGUCACCACAAUCAUUUAGCAACCUAAACACGUUGUAUUCUCCCUACAAUGAGAAAUAUUUGUGCGUGUAUCUGUAACCUGUGACUUGGUCCUGUGUAGGUGAGCUGGAGAGGAGAGACUGGCAGCUGAAGCAUAUUGUCCUGGUUCACCUGUAUGUGAGGAACAUGGAGGACUUCAUUUCACUCAACAAAGUCUACACCACCCACUUUGGCAUCAACCCCCCUGCCAGGUACCAUAAUGGACCCGUAGGCUGCCUUUCUAUUGUCUAGAGAGGUUUCCCCUCCCUGUCUCCUACCUCAUAUUAAUGUUAUUUACACACACCUUUCCAGCAUUCUUAGAUGUGUGCAGAUGAAGGACAGGGGAUAAGGAGAAGAGUCUACAGACUAUUUAGCACACUUAGACUGACCCCUCACCCAAAAAGCAGAGACAAUCACAUAUCCUCACUAAAUCCUUCACUGUCCGUAUACAGUUGAUGAGUAUACAGAUCAUAUCAUCAGGAUCUCCUCCUUCAUGUCCUCCCCUCCUCUUCAUCCCUCCCUCCACCUCUCCAGGGUGUGUGUCCAGGCCCCUCUACCUGCCGGUCAGCUCCUCCAGAUGGACUGUCUGCUCCACGACUGGCCCCCAGAGCCCCAGGAGGCUGCGCAGGAGGCUACCUUCCACCACAGAGAGGCCCUUCACGUCCAGAGCCUGUCCCACUGGGCUCCCGCCAACAUCGGGCCCUACAGCCAGGCCUUCAGGGUAAGAGACCCCCACGGGAGGGGAGACGGAGGGGAGGGUGGUGGGAUGGAUGGCUGGGUAGCUGGGUUGGAGAUGUGGUUGUCUUUUAGAUUCCAAGGAAGUUAGUAGAAACAUGGAGAGGGGGUGGGGUGGUUGGGUUUGGGAUAUGUGUGUCUCUUUUGAUUUUUACUGGGGACUUACAAGGAUCAAGAGGUGAGGAGGGAGACUGAUGGCUAAGUGGCUAGACGGGGAAAGUCAGUCUUGUGUUUCUAGGGACUUACAAGGAGCAUAGUGGUGCAUAACUCCCAGUGAAAUACUGAGAUGGAUAAGAAUGGUUGAUUCCAGGGAUCGUUAUAACUAGCUACAACUUUGUUGUUUGAGUCUGACGAGGAACUAGAAACAAAGACAUAGCCUUUGAAAUCCGACUAGGAUACAAAGCUGUGAUUUCACUGAAGUUUGUAGUCUGAGAGUGUGUAUUUGUCUGCAGAAUGUAGCCUUGUGGGUGUGUGUAUAUGUGUGUUUGUGUAUCUACAUCCACAUUCGUGUGUGAAGUUUGUAGGAUGGAACGUUUUUUCUUAUUGUUUAAACACACAGACUCAGCUCAACAGGAGAGAACACAGGAAGUGAGUGUAUCCGUGGUUGCGUGGGCAGCUGGUGCUGUGUGUUUACCCACUCUGUACUGGGGAUUACACUUGUCAAGUUACUGUCAACAAGGCAAGUGUCCAUCUCAUCCACAACGACCUUGAUCUCCCAUCCAAAACCUCAGAUGAGUAAGAACACGUGUGUAUGGAUGGAUGGUUGAGGUAGAACCAUUGAGUGUUGGGGAUAACUUACAGAGUAAUGAUAUCAUGCUGUGCACACUGUUGUUGAUCUCAUAGAAGGUUAAGAAAGUUAAAACAUUUUAGGGGAUCAACAAAGUUAUAGCUGUUAUUAUUGACAUUAAUAAUUUAGACUUGAGCCUUGGAUAAGCAUGUAGCGCAGGAUGUGUGUUCUAUUAUCCUACUCUUAUACUUAUACUACGCUCAUAGCCUACGCUUAUACUGUAGACCCUUAGUGACAUACAAACUAUAUAUCGUUUUGCCUUUAAACAACAGAAUCAUUUGUCUGUCUUAAUGUCAUUAUUCAUGAUCAUUCAAAAUCCAAAGCAAUUUCCCCAGAAAACAAUUAAAUCUGAUUUGUUUGCACUGAACUCUGUAGAAUGAUCCCAAAGACAGUGCCUUGUCUCUCAGCCUGCUGACUCUACCUCCAUGGCACACUGGUUCAAUUAGAACAAAAAUAUAUGAACAACAUCGCUUUGUUUUAGGGGGAGAAUUUUACAUAUUGAUACAAUUAGCCCCUCGCUGUGAGCAUGCAAAUGUGUUGCCCCACAACUCACGUCUUAAUGAGAAUCUGCUGUCGUGGUAAUGGCGAAUGUUGCCGUGACAAUAUAGCCUAGCAUUGGGGUCCCGGCAACAGUAUACAGUGCAUUCGGGAAGUAUUCAGACCCGUUGACUUUUUACACAUUUUGUUACAUUACAGCCUUAUUCUAAAAUGUAUUUAAAUUGUUUUUUUUCCCCUCAUCAAUCUACACACAAUAACCCAUAAUAACAAAGCAAAAACUGGUUUUUAGAAAUAUUUGCUGAAAUAUCACAUUUACAUAAGUAUUCAGACCCUUUACUCAGUACUUUGUUGAAGCAUCUUUGGCAGCGAUUACAGCCUCGAGUCUUCUUGGGUAUGACGCUACAAGCUUGGCACACCUGUAUUUGGGGAGUUUCUCCCAUUCUUCUCUGCAGAUCCUCUCAAGCUCUGUCAGGUUGGAUGGGGAGUGUCCGUGCACAGCUAUUUGCAGGUCUCUCCAGAGAUGUUCGAUUGGGUUCAAGUCUGGGCUCUGGCUGGGCCACUCAAGGAAAUUCAGAGACUUGUCCCGAAGCCACUCCUGCGUUGUCUUGGCUGAGUGCUUAGGGUCAUUGUCCUGUUGGAAGCUGGACCUUCACCCCUGUCUGAGGUCCUGAGCGCUCUGGAGCAGGUUUUCAUCAAGGAUCUCACUGUACUUUGCUCCGUUCAUCUUUCCCUCGAUCCUGACUAGUCUCCCAGUCCCUGCCGCUGAUAAACAUCCCCACAGCAUGAUGCUGCCACCACCAUGCCCCACCGUAGGGAUGGUGCAAGGUUUCCUCCAGACGUGACGCUUGGCAUUCAGGCCAAAGAGUUAAAUCUUGGUUUCAUCAGACAAGAGAAUCUUGUUUCUCAUGGUCUGAGAGUCCUUUAGGUGCCUUUUGGCAAACUCCAAGCGGGCUGUCAUGUGCCUUUUACUGAGGAGUGGCUUCCGUCUGGCCACUCUACCAUAAAGGCCUGAUUGAUCGAGUGCUGCAGAGAUGGUUGUCCUUCUGGAAGGUUCUCCCAUCUCCACAGAGGAACUCUGGAGCUCUGUCAGCGUGACCAUCGGGUUCUUGGUCACCUCCCUGACCAAGGCCCUUCUCCGUCGAUUGCUCAGUUUGGCCGGGUGGCCAGCUUUAAGAGUCUUGAUCCAAACUUAUUCGAUUUAAGAAUGAUGGAGGCCACUGUGUUCUUGGAGACCUUCAAUGCUGCAGAAAUGUUUUGGUACCCUUCCCCAGAUCUGUGCCUCGACACAAUCCUGUCUCGGAACUCUACGGACAAUUCCUUCAACCUCAUGGCUUGGUUUUUGCUCUGACAUGCACUGUCAACUGUGGAACCUUAUAUAGACAGGUGUGUGCCUUUCCAAAUCAUGUCCAAUCAAUUGAAUUUUCCACAGGUGGACUCCAAUCAAGUUGUAGAAACAUCUCAAGGAUGAUCAACUGAAACAGGAUGCACCUGAGCUCAAUUUUGAGUCUCAUAGCAAAGGAUCUGAAUACUUAUGUAAAUAAUGUAUUUCUGUUUUUCAUUUAUAAUACAUUUGCAAAAUGUCUAAAAACCUGUUUUCACUUUGUCAUUAUGGGGUAUUGUAUGUAGAUUGAUGAGAAUAUUUUUUGUUUAAUCCAUUUUAGAAUAAGGCUGUAACGUAACAAAAAGGAAAGGGGUCGGAAUACUUUCCGAAUGCACUGUAGACCGACAGAGGAAAGGCAGUCUGAGACCAGACCAAACCAACCCCCCUCUAUCCCACUUUAGGAAAUAAUGAGUGGGAUCCUAUUAAAGAAAGGGGGAGGGGAAGAACAGCUCAAAUGCUUUAUUCUGUGGUCUUAAUUAUUUCCCCUGAAGAAGUUGUCAGUUUGGAGUCACAGUCACAUACAGAGAAAUUAUUGCAUUAUGGCAAUACGUUGAUUGGUGAAGUCUAUUGUUUGAAGUUUUAGGCCUGUUGUUAAAUCGCUUCCACAUGGCUGUUGAGACCCACUGAAUAAGGCAGUAGGCUGAAGUGGCCAGUGUGAGGGACAGCACAUGGCUCCUGACAGGCCUGGCACACCGGGCAUGCUAGAUCUGACUGGGACUGGGAGCAGGACUGGUGGUAGACCAGAGAGUAUCAUGGGAAGAAAUGCUUGACGUGGCGUGUGAUAGAUGUUGGACCUCUCUGCUCCGUCUGUCUGUCUGCUCCACUUUCUCCCUCCCUAAUCUCAGACGAACUGUUGAUGUCGUUUGGCAAUCUGACAGAUCCCUAUCUGCCCUACUGAUGUACAGAAUAUGUUAACCUUUAUGAUGUCGUCGCGGCAGGCCCUUUGGGUGUGUUUUGGUUACCAUCAUUAAGGUGAAAUCGACCGGGAGGCUCACAAAAAAGGGACAAUAAUUUAAUUUGUGGUUUGUUUAUGCAUUUUUUGUUCUAUCAGUUACACCCUUGAUUAGUUUCUGCUUGGAGGUCAUGUUUAACAUAAUAUUAGCUGUGAUAUGGGUAAUGAGGGUUUUCUUCAGAGGUGACACAUUUGAUUGUGGUCACUGCUCUGCCUUAAGAUACAAUACCAGAGAUCAGAGUUCCUCUUCCAACUAAUUUGUUCCUGUUUUAUUAUUUUGAUGUUUAUCAGUGAUUUAAUGUGAAUUCUCUCCAGACUCAUGCUUUGUCUACAUUAUUUGCAUAAUUUAAUUAUCAAAAAUGCCACUGUUCUAGCACAUCAAUCACUGUUGGAAAAAAAGAGCAGUUCCAGCUUUAAUUUAAAAAAAGGGGGAAAAAAGUAUACGGUUUCAGCUUUCGAAGCCACCCAUGCUAUUUACAACAACCAUCAAGUUAUGCCAGGAAAACUUUAAUAGAAACUGUCAUAAAAACAGGUAUUACUGCAUUGUUGAAUCAAGUCACUCAGUAUCACUCAGCUUCCACAACCACAUUGUGCCAUUAUCAUAAUAAUAAGAAAAAAAGUCCUAUAUUCUGUAGCAUCCACGUCUUUGUAAAGAAAAACCCAUUUGUACUAAUAACAGAUGAUUAAGCUUGCGGGUUGUCAGACGGAGAAAAUUGACCCUUCAUUAACCAGCGUGCUAGUUAACAGCAGGAGUCCCAAAUGGAAAGGAAAGGGGAUACAGUGGGGGGGAAAAGUAUUUAGUCAGCCACCAAUUGUGCAAGUUCUCCCACUUAAAAAGAUGAGAGAGGCCUGUAAUUUUCAUCAUAGGUACACGUCAACUAUGACAGACAAAAUGAGAAAAAAAAAUCCAGAAAAUCACAUUGUAGGAUUUUUAAUGAAUUUAUUUGCAAAUUAUGGUGGAAAAUAAGUAUUUGGUCAAUAACAAAAGUUUCUCAAUACUUUGUUAUAUACCCUUUGUUGGCAAUGACACAGGUCAAACGUUUUCUGUAAGUCUUCACAAAGUUUUCACACACUGUUGCUGGUAUUUUGGCCCAUUCCUCCAUGCAGUUCUCCUCUAGAGCAGUGAUGUUUUGGGGCUGUCGCUGGGCAACACAGACUUUCAACUCCCUCCAAAGAUUUUCUAUGGGGUUGAGAUCUGGAGACUGGCUAGGCCACUCCAGGACCUUGAAAUGCUUCUUACGAAGCCACUCCUUCGUUGCCCGGGCGGUGUGUUUGGGAUCAUUGUCAUGCUGAAAGACCCAGCCACGUUUCAUCUUCAAUGCCCUUGCUGAUGGAAGGAGGUUUUCACUCAAAAUCUCACGAUACAUGGCCCCAUUCAUUCUUUCCUUUACACGGAUCAGUCGUCCUGGUCCCUUUGCAGAAAAACAGCCCCAGAGCAUGAUGUUUCCACCCCCAUGCUUCACAGUAGGUAUGGUGUUCUUUGGAUGCAACUCAGCAUUCUUUGUCCUCCAAACACGACGAGUUGAGUUUUUACCAAAAAGUUGGUUUCAUCUGACCAUAUGACAUUCUCCCAAUCCUCUUCUGGAUCAUCCAAAUGCACUCUAGCAAACUUCAGACGGGCCUGGACAUGUACUGGCUUAAGCAGGGGGACACGUCUGGCACUGCGGGAUUUGAGUCCCUGGCGGCGUAGUGUGUUACUGAUGGUAGGCUUUGUUACUUUGGUCCCAGCUCUCUGCAGGUCAUUCACUAGGUCCCCCCGUGUUGUUCUGGGAUUUUUGCUCACCGUUCUUGUGAUCAUUUUGACCCCACGGGGUGAGAUCUUGCGUGGAGCCCCAGAUCGAGGGAGAUUAUCAGUGGUCUUGUAUGUCUUCCAUUUCCUAAUAAUUGCUCCCACAGUUGAUUUCUUCAAACCAAGCUGCUUACCUAUUGCAGAUUCAGUCUUCCCAGCCUGGUGCAGGUCUACAAUUUUGUUUCUGGUGUCCUUUGACAGCUCUUUGGUCUUGGCCAUAGUGGAGUUUGGAGUGUGACUGUUUGAGGUUGUGGACAGGUGUCUUUUAUACUGAUAACAAGUUCAAAUAGGUGCCAUUAAUACAGGGAACGAGUGGAGGACAGAGGAGCCUCUUAAAGAAGAAGUUACAGGUCUGUGAGAGCCAGAAAUCUUGCUUGUUUGUAGGUGACCAAAUACUUAUUUUCCACCAUAAUUUGCAAAUAAAUUCAUUAAAAAUCCUACAAUGUGAUUUUCAGGAUUUAUUUCUUCUCAAUUUGUCUGUCAUAGUUGACGUGUACCUAUGAUGAAAAUUACAGGCCUCUCUCAUCUUUUUAAGUGGGAGAACUUGCACAAUUGGUGGCUGACUAAAUACUUUUUCCCCCCACUGUACCUAGUCAGUUUCACAACUGAAUGCAUUCAACUGAAUUUUAUUCACACCUAUUUGAUUUAAUGCUGCCUUUUCUAUUCCCCCACAAUCACAAUCCCUUUGGAGCACGGUAGUGCCAGAUUUACUCCUGAGCUGCAACAGCAUCAGAUGAAUGGUUGUUAAACAUAUCAUCUUUCCUGUGUUAAGGUAAAUGGAUCACCCCUGGGAUAUUUGGUGGGGUAAUGAUAUUCACUGAUCAAAUUGUAGAAGAGCGUUUGGGGAGCUAGCGGGGUUAGCCUCAGGUUGCCAGGCCAACGCUCUGCUCACCGCUCACCCUUCCUUCACUCCCCUAAUUGUGAGUGACAUUCAAUAUUGCGGAAGCCUCUCGCAAGCCUGCAAUAAGAUUUGCAUUGGAUUUUGAAAAUUGUCAAAGUGGACUCGGAAGCAUGGAGGGGAAAGUGGAUCUGACGUUGGCAAUUAGCGUCAAAGGGAGGAGCAGAAGCGCGGCAGGCGGUAGAAUUUGAAUAAUCUUCUUAAGGGAGGCUAAAUGCGUUAAAACAAUGAGCUGAGCUGUGGCUGACCCUCUUGUUGGGGAAGUUCACAGGUCAAGUUAGGCAGAACCUCCCACUUAGAACCACAGAGAGGACAGACAGAGGCUUGUGUGAAGAGAACAUAGGGAGGUAUUUCCCUCCUCUAAUGUAAAGAUGAAGCACUAUAUGUGAGGGUUCUCUGAUUGAUGAUUAGGGAGCCAGUAGAGCUUCAUGGUGAGUUGACUGACUGACUGAGUUUCAGGUUGGGAGAGGGAGAAAAAAAGAAAGCUUCUGGGGGAAGUUUAGGUUUUGAUGAAUAGCCAAAAUUAAGCUAAAUGAUUUGUUUUAUGGCAAGUUGUUCUUCCUCUGAAUUUUUCACAGCCGUAAAGAGCUUACUUCCAGCCCUUCUCUUCCAUCACCCCUCCCUUACCUCCCCCAACCCCGUCCGCCAGCCAGCGGAGGCAACAUGCACCUAAAUUACCACAGAAGGGUAAUUAGCUAAACUAAAAAGGCGGUGUCUAGCUUCAGGGGGGCCAGAAAGAUCUAUCCAAGUCAGACGUGUGUGUGUGUGUGUGGGGGUGGUGGAGGGAGGGCAGUUACACAGGAUGUACAGAUUAAUUAGAACGUUUAACUUCAUUUCUAACAAAAAAAAUCCCAUUAAAAAUGUGCGCUCUUUGCGACGACUCUCCCCUUCUCCAUAAUCUAUUAAAACACCCGCUUUUACCUCACCUCGCCUCCGUCAUACUUUAUGGAUUUUUUCAUAAACACGGCCUAUACUUCAUAAAUGUCUAGAUUUUCUAGUCUAUUAACAUUACUUCAAAAGCACUUGAUAAAAGAGCAGGGCAUGCAUGAAAUAAUGCACCAAUAAUAUGGAGAUGCGCUGGAGGCUAGAACAGUAGGGGAGGCUCUCCAACGAGCGCUGGCAGACAAUGCAGGGGAUCUUAUCAGCUCUAAUAAAAGAACAAAUGAUCACUUCCAACCGAGGAGGAGAAGGGAGGAGGAGGAGGCAAGGGGAAGAGGGAGGGGGAGAGAGCAAAACAGUUGUCAAGUAAUUGAGCUGAUGAAAAAUGGUUUGCAGCUUAGAAGGGUUUGAUCAGCCGAGAGAUUGAAGUGGCCACAGUUGCCUUGGAGGAUGUUAUACAUGGGUUUGUGUUGGCGCUGGAAUUAGUUGACGUACGUCAAAAUAUGUUUUUGUUUUUUCCCUCAGUUGAAUAUCUGAGUCAUAGAAAAAUGAAUAGGUUACUUCUGUUUUGGAAGGUAGUGAUUCAAAAAUGAUUUUUGGACUGACAGUUGUGGUUAAAAUCCCAAACGUUCCUUCUUGUCUCGUCUCUGAACAUCAUUUGUGUACAGUGCAUUCGGAAAGAAUUCAGACCCCUUGACUUUUUCCACAUUUUGUUAUGUUACAGCUUUAUUCUAAAAUGGAUUAAAUUGUUUUCCCCCCCUCAUCAAUCAACACACAAUACCCCAUAAUGACAAAGCAAAAACAGGUUUUUAGAAAAAUGGAAAUAUCACAUUUACAUAAGUAUUCAAACCCUUUACUCAGUACUUUGUUGAAGCACCUUUGGCAGUGAUUACAGCCUUGAGUCUUCUAGGGUAUGACGCUACAAGCUUGGCACACCUGUAUUUGGGGAGUUUCUCCCAUUCUUCUCUGCAGAUCCUCUAAAGCUCUGUCAGGUUGGAUGGGGAGCGUCGCUGCACAGCUAUUUUCAGCUCUCUCCAGAGGUGUUCGAUUGGGUUCAAGUCCGGGCUCUGACUGGGCCACUCAAGGACAUUCAGAGACUUGUCCAGAAGCCACUCCUGCGUUGUCUUAGCUGUGUGCUUAGGGUCGUUGUCCUGUUGGCAGGUGAACCUUCACCCCUGUCUGAGGUCCUGAGCGCUCUGGAGCAGGUUUUCAUCAAGGAUCUCUCUGUACUUUGCUCCGUUGAUCUUUCCCUCGAUCCUGACUAGUCUCCCAGUCCCUGCCGCUGAUAAACAUCCCCACAGCAUGAUGCUGCCACCACCAUGCUUCACCUUAGGGAUGGUGCCAGGUUUCCACCAGACGAGACGCUUGUCAUUCAGGCCAAAGAGUUCAAUCUUGGUUUCAGCAGACAAGAGAAUCUUGUUUCUCAUGGUCUAUCCUUUAGGUGCCUUUUGGCAAACUCCAAGCGGGCUGUCAUGUGCCUUUUACUGAGGAGUGACUUCCGUCUGGCCACUCUACCAUAAAGGCCUGAUUGGUGGAGUGCUCCAGAAAUGGUUGUCCUUAUGGAAGGUUCUCCCAUCUCCACAGAGGAACUCUGGAGCUCUGUCAGAGUGACCAUCGGGUUAUUGGUCACCUCCCUGACCAAGGUCAUUCUCCCCCGAUUGCUCAGUUUGGCUGGGCGGCCAGCUCUAGGAAGAGUCAUGGUGGUUCAAAACGUAUUCCGUUUAAGAAUGAUGGAGGCCACUGUGUUGUUGGGGACCUUCAAUGCUGCAGAAAUGUUUUGGUACCCUUCCCCAGAUCUGUGCCUCGACACAAGCCUGUCUCGGAGCUCUACAGACAAUUCCUUCAACCUCAUGACUUGGUUUUUGCUCUGACAUACACUGUCAACUGUGGAACCUUAUAUAGACAGGUGUGUGCCUUUCCAAAUCAUGCUCCAAAUCAAAUCAGCUGCAACCGAAUGGCUGUUGUUGUUGUUGGCUAAUCACCACUGUCCCGAACCAAGCAUCAGUUAGCCUUGAGCUAGCCUCGAGCCAGGCCCAUCUCCCGGCUAUCUACCUCUCUGUCAACCGUACGGGACCUCCUAGUGUUGACACGGAGCCCCGCCGAUCCAUCACGACUGGUCUGCCGAUGUAAUCAUCUGAUGUGGUUUCAACAGGCUUCCUGUAGCGACGACCACGAAGAUCCAUCUGCUAGCCACGGCCCGCUAGCACACGCAAUCAACAUCCGUGCCUCCUGCUCGCCUGUGCCGUAGCAGCCACCGAACUGCUCCCGGACUCACCUAUUGCUGUUCACUGGACCUUAUGAUCACUCAGCUAUACAGCUGAUGCCUGCUGGACUGUUCCUUUAUACGGUACCCCAUCCUGUUUAUCUGUUUAGCCUCAGCCCAAACUUUCGUCACCGUUACCAGCUGUUGUCUUAGCUCUCUCGAAUAACACCUGUGAUUGCUUUAUGCCUCGCUCCCAUGUCAGUAUGCCUUGCCUAUUGCUGUUUCGGUUAGUUCUUAUUGUACUAUUUCACUGUAGAGCCCCCAGUCCUACUCAACCUGCCUCAGAUAGCUCCUUUGUCCCACCCCCAUACACGCGGAGACCGGCUCAAUCGGGGCCUCCAGUGAUGCUAUCUCUUUCAUCGUUACCCAACGCUUAGGUUUACCUCCACUGUACUCAUAUCCUUCCAUAUCCUUGUCUGUACAUAAUGCUCUGAAUCUAUUCUACAACGCCCGGAAAUCUGCCCUUUUAUUCUCUGUACCCAACGCACCAGAAGACCAGUUCUUAAAGCCUUUAGCCAUAUCCUUAUUCUAUUCCUCCUCUGUUCCUCUGGUGAUAUAGAGGUUAACCCAGGCCCUGUAGCCCCCAGUAUCACUCCUACUCCCCAGGCGCUAUCAUUUGUUGACUUCUGUAACCGUAAAAGCCUUGGUUUCUUGCAUGUUAACAUCAGAAGCCUCCUCCCUAAGUUUGAGUUAUUCACUGCGUUAGCACACUCCGCCAAUCCUGAUGUUCUAGCAGUGUCUGAAUCCUGGCUUAGGAAGGCCACCAAAAUGUCAACUACAUCUACAGCAUUUUCCGUCUAGAUAGAACUGCCAAAGGGGGCGGAGUUGCAAUCUACUGUAGAGAUAGCCUGCAGAGCUCUAUCAUAGUAUCCAGGUCUGUGCCCAAACAGUUUGAGCUUCUACUUCUAAAAAUCCACCUUUCCAGAAAUAAGUCUCUCACUGUUGCCACUUGCUACAGACCCCCCUCAGCCCCCAGUUGUGCCCUGGACACCAUAUGUGAAUUGAUUGCCCCCCAUCUAUCCUCAGAGUUCGUACUGCUUGGUGACCUAAACUGGGAUAUGCUUAACACCCCGGCCGUCCUACAAUCUAAACUAGAUGCCCUCAAUCUCACACAAAUUAUCAAGGAACCUACCAGGUACAACCCUAAAUCCGUAAACAUGGGCACCCUCAUAGAUAUCAUCCUGACUAAUUUAUUCUCUAAAUAUACCAGGAUCUCAGCGAUCACUGCCUCAUUGCCUGUGUCCGUAAUGGGUCUGUGGUCAAACGACCACCCCUCAUCACUGUCAAACGCUCCCUAAAACACUUCAGCGAGCAGGCCUUUCUAAUUGACCUGGCCCGGGUAUCCUGGAUGGAUAAUGACCUCAUUCCAUCAGUAGAGGAUGCCUGGUUGUUCUUUAAAAGUGCCUUCCUCUCCAUCUUAAAUAAGCAUGGCCCAUUCAUAAAAUGCAGAACUAAGAACAGAUAUAGCCCCUGGUUCACCCCAGACUUGACUGCCCUUGACCAGCACAAAAACAUCCUGUGGCGUACUGCAUUAGCAUCGAACAGCCCCUGCGAUAUGCAACUUUUCAGGGAAGUCAGGAACCAAUAUACACAAUCAGUUAGGAAAGCAAAGGCUAGCUUUUCAAACAGAAAUUUGCAUCCUGUAGCACUAACUCCAAAAAGUUUUGGGACACUGUAAAGUCCAUGGAGAAUAAGAGCACCUCCUCCCAGCUGCCCACUGCACUGAGGCUAGGAAACAUUGUCACCACCGAUAAAUCUACGAUAAUCGAGAAUUUCAACAAGCAUUUUGCUACGGCUGGCCAUGCUUUCCACCUGGCUACCCCUACCCGGCCACCAGCUCUGCACCCUCCGUUGCAACUUGCCUAUGCCCCCCCCCCCCCCAGCUUCUCCUUCACCCAAAUUCAGACAGCUGAUGUUCUGAAAGAGCUGCAAAAUCUGGAUCCCUACAAAUCAGCUGGGCUAGACAAUCUGGACCCUUUCUUUCUAAAAUUAGCCGCCGAAAUUGUCGCAACCCCUAUUUACUAGCCUGUUCAAUCUCUCUUUCGUAUCGUCUGAGAUCCCCAGAGAUUGGAAAGCUGCCGCGGUCAUCCCCCUCUUCAAAGGGGGUGACACUCUAGAUUCAAACUGCUACAGACCUAUAUCCGUCCUGCCCUGCCUUUUGAAAGUAUUUGAAAGCCAAGUUAACAAACAGAUCACCGACCAUUUCGAAUCCCACCGUACCUUCUCCGCUAUGCAAUCUGGUUUCCGAGCUGGUCAUGGGUGCACCUCAGCCACACUCAAGGUCCUAAACGAUAUUAUAACCGCGAUCGAUAAAAGACAGUACUGUGCAGCCGUCUUCAUCGACCUGGCCAAGGCUUUCGACUCUGUCAAUCACCGCAUUCUUAUUGGCAGACUAAAUAGCCUUGGUUUUUCAAAUGACUGCCUCGCCUGGUUCACCAACUACUUCUCAGAUAGAGUUCAAUGUGUCAAAUCGGAGGCCCUAUGGGGGUGCCACAGGGUUCAAUUCUCUGGCCGACUCUUCUCUGUGUAUAUCAAUAAUGUCGCUCUUGCUGCUGGUGACUCUCAGAUCCACCUCUACGCAGACGACACCAUUUUGUAUACAUCUGGCCCUUCAUUGGACACUGUGUUAACAAACCUCCAAACGAGCUUCAAUGCCAUACAACACUCCUUCCGUAGCCUCCAUCUGCUCUUAAACGCUAGUAAAACUAAAUGCAUGCUCUUCAAUCGAAUGCUGCUUGCACCCGCCCGCCCAACUAGAAUCACUACUCUCGGCGGGUCUGACUUAGAAUAUGUGGACAACUACAAAUACCUAGGUGUCUGGUUAGACCGUAAACUCUCCUUCCAGACUCACAUGAAGCAUCUCCAAUCCAAAGUUAAAUCUAGAAUCGGCUUCCUAUUUCGCAACAAAGCCUCCUUCACUCAUGCUGCCAAACAUGCCCUCUUAAAACUGACUAUCCUACCGAUCCUUGACUUCGGCGAUGUCAUUUACAAAAUAGCCUCCAACACUCUAAUCAGCUAAUUGGAUGUAGUCUAUCACAGUGCCAUCCGUUUUGUCACCAAAGCCCCAUAUACUACCCACCAUUGUGACCUGUACGCUCUCGUUGGCUGGCCCUCACUACAUAUUCGUCGCCAAACCCACUGGCUCCAGGUAAUCUAUAAAUCACUGCUAGGCAAAUCCCUGCCUUAUCUUAGCUCAUUGGUCACCAUAGCAACACCCACCCGUAGUAUGCGUUCCAGCAGGUAUAUCUCACUGGUCAUCCCCAAAGCCAACACCUCCUUUGGCCGCCAUUCCUUCCAGUUCUCUGCUGCCAAUGACUGGAACGAACUGCAAAAAUCUCUGAAGCUGGAGACUCUUAUCUCCCUCACUAACUUUAAGCAUCAGUUGUCAGAGCAGAUUACCAAUCACUGCACCUGUACACAGCCCAUCUGUAAUUAGCCCACCCAACUACCUCAUCCCCAUAUUGUUAUUUAUUUCGCACAUCGUCUUCUGCACAUCUGUCACUCCAGCGUUAAUACUAAAUUGUAAUUAUUUUGCACUAUGGCCUAUUUAUUGCCUUACCUCCAUAACUUACUACAUUUGCACACACUGUAUAUAGAUUUUCUAUUGUGUUAUUGACUGUACGUUUUGUUUAUCCCAUAUGUAACUCUGUGUUGUUGUUUUUAUCGCACUGCUUUGCUUUAUCUUGGCCAGGUCGCAGUUGUAAAUGAGAACUUGUUCUCAACUGGCUUACCUGGUUAAAUAAAAACAUUAAAAAAUAAGUCCAAUCAGUUGAAUUUACCACAGGUAGACUCCAAUCAAGUUGUAGAAACAUCUCAAGGAUGAUCAGUGGAAACAGGAUGCACCUGAGCUCAAUUUCGAGUCUCAUAGCAAAGGGUCUGAAUACUUAUGUAAAUAAGGUAUUUCUGUUUUCACUUUGUCAUUACAGGGUAUUGUGUGUAGAUUUGAUAAUUUCAUCCAUUUUAGAAUAUGGCUGUAAAAAAUCAAGAGGUCUUACUACUUUCCAAAUGCACUGUACGUCUGUCUAUACGGACUCACUCAGACCUUACUCAUCUUGCCCAAACGUUGGGAUCAACUGUACACACUUGAGCUUGACAAACACACCACUCACCUUUCAUACCUGAUAAGGCCUUACCUGAAUGGCAUGUCAGUGGUAUGCCCCAGGGCCUAGAAUUACACAUACACUCACCUAUACAGGGUCAGGCAUAGGCCUAAUAAUGAUUCACCUAUGACUAGCCAUGGUUCUCAUAGAUGACUGACAGGACAAGUACACUGUGUUCAAAACAGAUAGUUACACACAGAAAUGAACAUGCAUGCGCGCUUGCACACACACACACACACACACAUUAUGGGGCACUUAGGCCUCUAGUGAGAGUGACUGAGCCUCCAUACGUCUCUGUCCCUCUGUGAGUCACCAGAGUGGCUGAGGUAACUGUCCUGUCCCAGUAGCUGGCUGGCUAAAAUUACAACCACCACACACUGCACUGGGGGUCUGGUAGAUUUAAGUGGAGAACAACAACAGGGUCUCCACCCCCUCCUUACCCUCCUCUUCCCUAAAACAAGCCCAUUUAAGGAGACAGAUAUUUGCCCUGACACAUGGUCUCUGCUCUAGACGUGGUCUCUGUGAUGAGGACAGUGGUGGAAUCAGAGGGCGGGGGUUGGGCGUCUGUGUAUAUUUGUGUGCGCAUGGAUGAGUAUUUGUGUGUAUAUGUGAAGCAGUGACGUGCAGUGAGGUCGGUGGCUGGGUAGACACUGGCUAUUAUCAAAGCCAGAUUUACUCACAAGUAAACCUUGAUGAAGCCCAAGUUCACCAUGCAACAGAGAGCUCCAACAACCAGAGUGACAUAGGCUAUUAACCGAAAUUGACAAACAAUUUUCACCAAAUAUAAAAACCAAUGUAGCCAAGAUACAGAAGUGAUAGCCUCCAGUGGCGACAUACUUCAUAUUAUCCGACAAAAUGACACACUGCUCAUCUCAGCUCAGCCAUAGACGUAUGUAGCAUCCACAGUUCCAACUGAUAGGUGGCGCUAUAAGACCACAUUUCAUCCGAAUAAUUUGAAACACAAACUUAGCCUUUCACAAUGGAUUUACAAUUCUUCCAAUACAUGGCGCACGUAUGUGAAAUAUUAUUACACACAUAUAUAAUAAAUAAGGUUCUAAUUACAUUUCCAUAUCAACAAUCGAAAUGACUGAAUGCAGUUCAAAACAUCAAAAAAGUGUCUAAUCAAAACUAAAUUCUAGCUUGAUAAAUCAAAAGCAUUCAAAGGGAUGUAAUAUAUUCUCAUGAUUAAACAGUAGCCCUACAAAAAAAUGCAUUUAACCCUAUCUUUACUUGUAAAUUAAGUCCAUUCGUCUGGUGAACCUCUAUUCUGCAUGCACACAGCCGUGUGGAAGACACAUCCCCAAGGCCUCCUUCGGUUCCAUUUUUGCACUGACACAAAAAGUAAUUCCCAUUCCGCCCACAAAGCAACAGUAAUUGUCCAAGAUGUUGAAAAGUCUGCGUAAAAAGUAUUAAUUGGUAAUUACAUUUCAGACAAGUGGACAGUCCGGUACUCACUGUUCGUCUGCCCGACAGCUAGAAUUGUUUGAGGUGAAGUAUGGUGUCCAUUUAAUAUAAUUUGCCAUUUAGCAGACACUUUUAUCCAAAGCGACUUACAGUCAUGUGUGCAUACAUUUUUACGUAUGGGUGGUCCCGGGGAUCGAACCCACUACCCUGGCGUUACAAGCGCCAUGCUCUACCAAUUGAGCUACAGAGGACCAUUUGUCAGGUUGUCAGGUUGUUUUUGCUAGCUAGCUUCGAGUUGGUUCAGUUCAAGGGAUGCGAGCGCCAAAUUAUGUAGACACGGCCAAAUGUACACAGCUUACCCCAGUCAAUACCCAACAUAUUAAGGCAAUAUGCAUGCACAACACAGGAGGUUGGUGGCACCUUAUUUGGGGAGAAUGGGCUCGUGGUAAUGACUGGAGCGGAAUCAGUGGAAUGGUAUCAAAUACAUCAAACACAUGGUUUCCAGGUGUUUGAUGCCAUUCCAUUCUGCUCCGUUCCAGACAUUAUUAUGGGCCGUUCUCCCCUCAGCAACCUCCUGUGAUGGAAAAAAAAAUAUGAAAUCGUCUCAAUGCAAGGAAUGAAGCUACUUCAAGCUGAAAAGGAACGUAUUAAUACCUUAGCAAGGUUUUGAUGCAGUUUCAGCAAUUCUUUAGAUUUUGAGCAUAAAAAACACCAGAAUCAUUGAGAAAAAAACAUUAGAUAACAGUAAAGAAUGACCAUUUUGUACAGUACCAGUCAAAGGUUUGGACACACCUACUCAUUCAAGGGUUUUUCUUUAUUUUUACUACACUGCUCAAAAAAAUUAAGGGAACACUUAAACAACACAAUGUAACUCCAAGUCAAUCACACUUCUGUGAAAUGAAACUGUCCACUUAGGAAGCAACACUGAUUGACAAUAAAUUUCACAUGCUGUUGUGCAAAUGGAAUAGACAACAGGUGGAAAUUAUAGGCAAUUAGCAAGACACCCCCAAUAAAGGACUGGUUUUGCAGGUGGUGACCACAGACCACUUCUCAGUUCCUAUGCUUCCUGGCUGAUGUUUUGGUCACUUUUGAAUGCUGGCGGUGCUUUCACUCUAGUGGUAGCAUGAGACGGAGUCUACAACCCACACAAGUGGCUCAGGUAGUGCAGCUCAUCCAGGAUGGCACAUCAAUGCGAGCUGUGGCAAGAAGGUUUGCUGUGUCUGUCAGCGUAGUGUCCAGAGCAUGGAGGCGCUACCAGGAGACAGGCCAGUACAUCAGGAAACGUGGAGGAGGCCGUAGGAGGGCAACAACCCAGCAGCAGGACCGCUACCUCCGCCUUUGUGCAAGGAGGAGCAGGAGGAGCACUGCCAGAGCCCUGCAAAAUGACCUCCAGCAGGCCACAAAUGUGCAUGUGUCUGCUCAAACGGUCAGAAACAGACUCCAUGAGGGUGGUAUGAGGGCCCGACGUCCACAGGUGGGGGUUGUGCUUACAGCCCAACACCGUGCAGGAUGUUUGGCAUUUGCCAGAGAACACCAAGAUUGGCAAAUUCACCACUGGCACCCUGUGCUCUUCAGAGAUGAAAGCAGGUUCACACUGAGCACGUGACAGACGUGACAGAGUCUGGAGACGCCGUGGAGAACGUUCUGCUGCCUGCAGUAUCCUCCAGCAUGACCGGUUUGGCGGUGGGUCAGUUAUGGUGUGGGGUGGCAUUUCUUUGGGGGCCCGCACAGCCCUCCAUGUGCUCGCCAGAGGUAGCCUGACUACCAUUAGGUACCGAGAUGAGAUCCUCAGACCCCUUGUGAGACCAUAUGCUGGUGCGGUUGGCCCUGGGUUCCUCCUAAUGCAAGACAAUGCUAGACCUCAUGUGGCUGGAGUGUGUCAGCAGUUCCUGCAAGAGGAAGGCAUUGAUGCUAUGGACUGGCCCACCCGUUCCCCAGACCUGAAUCCAAUUGAGCACAUCUGGGACAUCAUGUCUCGCUCCAUCCACCAACGCCACGUUGCACCACAGACUGUCCAGGAGUUGGCGGAUGCUUUAGUCCAGGUCUGGGAGGAGAUCCCUCAGGAGACCAUCCGCCACCUCAUCAGGAGCAUGCCCAGGCGUUGUAGGGAGGUCAUACAGGCACGUGGAGGCCACACACACUACUGAGCCUCAUUUUGACUUGUUUUAAGGACAUUACAUCAAAGUUGGAUCAGCCUGUAGUGUGGUUUUCCACUUUAAUUUUGAGUGUGACUCCAAAUCCAGACCUCCAUGGGUUGAUAAAUUUGAUUUCCAUUGAUAAUUUUUGUGUGAUUUUGUUGUCAGCACAUUCAACUAUGUAAAGAAAAAAGUAUUUAAUAAGAUUAUUUCAUUCAUUCAGAUCUAGGAUGUGUUAUUUUAGUGUUCCCUUAAUUUUUUUGAGCAGUGUAUUUUCUACAUUGUAGAAUAAUAAUGAAGACAUCAAAACUAUGAAAUAACACAUAUGGAAUCAUGUAGUAACCAAAAAAGUGUUAAAUAAAUCAUAAAAUAUUUUAUAUUUGAGAUUCUUAUAUUAGCCACCCUUUGCCUUGAUGACAGCUUUGCACACUCUUGGCAUUCUCUCAACCAGCUUCACCUGGAAUGCUUUUCCAACAGUCUUGAAAGAGUUCCCACAUAUGCUGAGCACUUGUUGGCUGCUUUUCCUUCACUCUGCGGUCCGACUCAUCCCAAACCAUCUCAAUUGGGUUGAGGUCGGGGGAUUGUGGAGGCCAGGUCAUCUGAUCCAGCACUCCAUCACUCUCCUUCUUGGUCAAAUAGCCCUUACACAGCCUGGAGGUGUGUUGGGUCAUUGUCCUGUUCAAAAACAAAUGAUAGUCCCACUAAGCCCAAACAAGAUGGGAUGGCCGCCGUGGCUGCGGAAUGCUGUGGUAGCCAUGCUGGUUAAGUGUGCCUUAAAUUCUAAAUAAAUCACAGACAGUGUCACCAGCAAAGUACCCCCACUCCAUAACACCUCCUCCUCCAUGCUUUACUGUGGGAAAUACACAUGCGGAGAUAAUAAUAAUAAUAAUAAUAAUAUGGCGUUUAGCAGACGCUUUUAUCCAAAGCGACUUACAGUCAUGUGUGCAUACAUUUUCACGUAUGGGUGGUCCCGGGGAUCGAACCCACUACCCUGGCAUUACAAGCGCCAUGCUCUACCAAUUGAGCUACAGAGGACCACACCGCGUGUCACAAAGCCACGGCGGUUGGAACCAAAAAUCUCCAAUUUGGACUCUGGACCAAAGGACAAAUGUCCACCGGUCUAAUGUCCAUUGCUCGUGUUUCUUGGCCCGAGCAAGUCUCUUCUUCUUAUUGGUGUCCUUUAGUAGUCGUUUCUUUGCAGCAAUUCGACCAUGAAGGCCUGAUUCACACAGUCUCCUCUGAACAUUUGAUGUUGAGAUGUGUCUGUUACUUGAACUCGGGGAAGCAUUUAUUUGGGCUGCAAUUUCUGAGGCUGGUAACUCUAAUGAACUUAUCCUCUGCAGCAGAGGUAAUUCUGGGUCUUCCAUUCCUGUGGCGGUCCUCAUGAUAGCCAGUUUCAUCAUAGUGCUUAAUGGUUUUUGCAACUGCACUUGAAGAAACUUUCAAAGUUCUUGAAAUGUUCCGUAUUGACUGACCUUCAUUUCUUAAAGUAAUGAUGGACUGUUGUUUCUCUUUGCUUAUUUGAGCUGUUCUUGCCAUAAUAUGGACUUGGUCUUUUACCAAAUAGGGCUAUCUUCUGUAUACCCCCCUAUCUUGUCACAACACAACUGAUUGGCUCAAACGCAUUAAGAAGGAAAUAAAUUCCACAAAUUAACUUUUAAGAAGGCACACCUGUUAAUUGAAAUGCAUUCCAGGUGACUGGUUGAGAGAAUGCCAAGAGUGUGCGAAGUGGGUGGGACUGAGAUGGAUGGGACUGAGAUGGGGUCAUUAUUUAUCCCCCCACCAUUUAGCAGACGCUCUUAUCCAGAGCGACUUACAGGAGCAAUUAGGGUUAAGUGCCUUGCUUAAGGGCACAUCGAAAGAUUUUUCACCUAGUCGGCUCGGGGAUUAGAACCAGCGACCUUUCGGUUACUGGCACAACGCUCUUACCCUCUAAGCUACCUGCCGCCCUCACCAUCAGACCAUCACACACACACACACACACACACACACACACCCCUCCUCUCCCUGCUGUGAUCCCAUGGAGGCUGAGUGUCAGUGGCAGCAGUCAUUUUCAGGAAGCAGAGGCUGUGUUAGGCAGGCAGCACUACCCCAGCCCACUCCAGCCCUGCCUCAGCCACGUGGCUUUGGGAGGCUGGUAUUAGCUUAUACCGGCCCAGGACAUGGGAAGGACUGGAUCUGUCACAGUGCAUUGGGCUCUCACUGCGCUGGGCCACUGUCGCCCUCCUUUCUCUACCGGUGACACACAAACACACACACACACACAGACACAGAAACACCCACACACACACAGGCCUUCAUUAAUGGGUCCUGCCUUGACAACUGAUCCUAAUUGGCUAUGAACAACUCUUCAUGUAUUAUUGGUGUCUGACUGCCUUGGUUCAUGUAAACAAGCCGCGGAAAGGAGGGACAGGAUAGCAACCACCAUCGCAGGCACACACGUACACCACACUCACACACACACACACUGUAUGAACACAGGCAUAGGCCUCCACACGCGCACACACAGACUCUAGCCACAUGCCCCAGUGCAGUGACCUUUACACACCCAGCCAGUCACUGGAGAUCAGAGAUGCUUUCUCUUCUGUAGUGGGUGGCCUCUUUCCCACUCCCCUGGUAUAGUCAGUGAAACCAUGUCGCUAGUGUUUGUUAUUGGCUUAGAGAAGUGAACACAAUUACUGAUCUUUAUUUCUAUCUCCUUAUAAACUCAAUUGAAUUGAAUGGACCUUUCAGUGGAUGAAUAUUAGGGGAAAACCAAAUGAAUACAAAUAUUUCACUGUCAGGACUCAGGAUGUAUGGAUGUGAUUUGACAGAUUAAUUGAAGGGCUUUAAUGUCUGUAGGAGUGAGUGAAUAAGCGACAUGCAGAAGUGUGUGUGAGAGAGAGAGAGAGUCUGUUUACUCUUAGCUUUGUCACUGUUGAUCAGUCUAAAGGAGGAGAUUAAGGAAUAGACCAGCCAUGUCACAAAAUAUAUUUGAUUAGUGCCACGUAACAAUGUCAAAGCCAGAGAUGCAUAUUAAAACCCUCAAUCCAUUUUACCAUCCAAUCACAAACACUAUGUCAAUAUAUGUUCCAAAUAUUGUUUUUCUUUGGUAUGAAAUUUCACCAGAAAAUUGUCCCCUUUUUUAACAUUGUAAAAUGGGAGUGGCUCUGUUUUAUUGUGCGGUAUAAAUAACAGAAUACUAAAGGCAUACAGAAAAACAAUAAACGGCCAGUGCUGUCCAGUCCCAUCACUGUCUGAGGAAUGGGAGAUGUAUGACCAUUCUAUUACUAUGGUAACUAGCCACUAUAUUCAGUGAUGCCCGGGUGUGUUUUUCCCCCCUGCAGUGUCGAGUGGGCAUUGCUGACAGGAUUGGAGUGAGAGCACACACACACACACACACACACACACACACACACAUACACAGAGAGAGAGAGAGAGAGAGAGACAGACAGACAGACAGACAGACAGACAGACAGACAGACAGACAGACAGACAGACAGACAGACAGACAGACAGACAGACAGACAGACAGACAGACAGACGAAAAAAAUGCUCCUUCUGAAGUAUAGAGGUUGGUAAACACAGACAGGAGCACACUCACUACAAGGUGGGUGCCUACAUACAGUAUAGUAGCUAUAUGGUUAUACUGAAUAGAGAUGGUGCUGACAGAGAGUUAAAGGGAUACAUCAUGCAUAAACAGAAAGAGCACAGUAGUAAUGUGCCUUAGUAACAAGAAUCAUCACCUUGAGGUUAAUAUACUGCUUAGUGUGGGAGUUCAAGUGAGUUCAAGAAUGCUACUACUGACUUUACACCACUGUUUUAUGAACUGUGUAUUUUGGUGGUAUUGGUUAUUUUUAGACUUUCUAUGACUGCGUUGCUGCUAUAUUUAAUUCUGUAUUCCUACUAUAUUCAAAGUGACAGUAAGUGCUUCCGGUGAAAAAUGAUUGUUAGGUUGUCGUCAUCGUACGACAGUGGAUGAGCAUCGCAGUUUUGUCUUCAUUUAUUAAGGUGAUGUUAUUUUUUAAAUAGCAUUCAAAUGGAUGGCUCAGGGAAAGGUUAGUAUUUAUGUCCCUUUACUUCUGGACACUCACCUUUUCAUUAAUUUCACGUUGAGGUGGUGGGUAAGGUACGAAGGCACGGUACGUUUUUACCUGGGUCAUUUAAUUUUCAACAGCCAUUGCCAUUUAAGUACACUUUACAGAGGGAAAAGUGAUGUGGAUGAAUUAUAGACAAUUUCCUGUUUUAAGCAAGCGCUGCAUUACUUUGGACAUAUAACCAUGUUCGUCUAUUUCCAGAUGUAUUAUUGAUAUGGUUGGAUUUAUUAUGUAAGUAUCUGUCAGAUGCUAUGAAUGUUAGUGAGGCUACAGGACAUUUUGGGCUUUUAGGGGGAAAGAGAAAAAGUAAAAAUAUAGUGUUUUACAUUUUGUAAUUUACACCCAUUUUUAUACAGUAAUUGUUUGAUUUUAAAGUAAAAACUUGGUAAUUAAAUGUUUUCUUCUAUACAUUAUCAACAGCUUGAAUUUCAAAAUAACUAGCAUUUUAUAGACUAAAUAAUAUAGCUAGUGGAUACAGUAUCUAUUCAAUUAAAUCUAUUCUAUAAAGCCAAGAAGUAUAGAGGAACAAGUUUGACACUAUUUUCCAAAUAUGAACCAAAAUUGAGCUGAACCAUUUAAUCAGAUCCUGAAGUUGUAACUGCAAGAAAUAUUGAUACAGAGCAUUUUGAACAACAUAAAAACCAUCCAAAUCUUUUCCAGAUUCUUUUUUUCCUUUUUAACUGACAAAUUCCAUUGACCUUAAUCCACCUUUCCUUGACUUGUAUGGGAUUUCCUUUUUAUCUGUGAAAACAUUUUGUUGUUGUCCAUAACACAUCUGAGAAGAGGUAGAAUAUAUCUGGCCAUACACACUGUAUAAAGUGUAGGCCUACUGUAUGUACUGCGUUGAGAAUGCUUAGCCACAUUCCCCUACGACCACAGCCUUUUCCAUGCAGUCAUACUGCCAUCUCUUGAAAGGAAAGGGAACUACCACUACCAAUCCUCACUGGGACAUUCUCUCUGCCUCUCUCUGUUGGUCUUUUGUUCCUCUUGCCUGUAUUUGUAUAGAUGUGUACUGUACUGCAGGUUGUCCACUCGCUUUAAGUAGAGGUCCUUUAGUGUAACCUUGGUGUGUCUGUCCGAGUGGCUGGACCCUAUCUGCUACUGUAUAUGAUGGCUGGACAAGGCGAUGCAGUAGGACUGGCCUCUCUGCCUCUUCAGACCAGCGCCUUUACCAAUGUGACAACCUGACGUGUCAUCACUAGUCAUGGGGGAGACAGAGCGGACAUCACCCCCCCUACACACACACACAUACACACACACACACACACACACACACACACAACAACAACAACAACACACAUAAAUGACAUACAUAGAACUGACUGAUAUUUUUCCAAAUAAAACCAGCCAAGAGAUAGGGUUUACAUUUGUUUUGAGAUUUUCCAGAUAUAA